This is a messenger RNA of Erigeron canadensis, 1667 nucleotides long. Its product is annotated as parthenolide synthase-like. Lineage: Eukaryota; Viridiplantae; Streptophyta; Magnoliopsida; Asterales; Asteraceae. Bases 1 to 1539 code for a protein of 512 amino acids. The transcript is spliced from 2 exons. The record is from RefSeq and is a predicted model, not a curated record. Gene Ontology annotation, molecular function: iron ion binding; oxidoreductase activity, acting on paired donors, with incorporation or reduction of molecular oxygen; monooxygenase activity.
AUGGAUAUCUUCACUAUCUUUCCUCCAUGGCUCCUUACAACAAUACUUGUUCUCUUAAUGUUCUGCAUCUUUAUAUACACUCUUAUGAACAAGUCAUCCAUAUAUGUCCCUAAGCUUCCCCCAAGCCCUCCUAAACUUCCCAUUAUUGGAAACUUGCACCAAAUAUUGGGUAAAUCUCGUCAUGAAAUCCUUUGGGAACUUUCCAAAAAAUAUGGUCCCAUUAUGCAAAUUCAUAUUGGUUCAAAACCUUUCCUUGUUAUCUCUUCCCCAACCAUGGCCAAACAAAUCCUAAAAACUCAAGAUCACAUAUUUUGCUCUAGACAAACAUCUCGUGCCACUAAACGUCUAACAUACAACUAUUUGGACGUCGCCUUCUCGCCUCAUGACAAACACUGGAAGGAGAUGCGCAAGGUUUUUGUGUCUGAGCUCCUAGCAGGUCCCAGGAGAGCUAAAAUGCUUAACCAUGUGUUGGUGUUAGAGACAGAAAGUAUGAUUAGUUCUUUAUCGUUACAUCCAUCAAACGUUGCUAUAAACUUAAACAAGGUGUUAUUUGAAACAAUAAAAGGUGUGAUAUGCAAAAUAGCAUUUGGUGACAACUAUAGGCAACUACCACUUAUUGGUCCGUCAUGGGAAGAAAUGCUUGAUGAAACCAAUACAAUGCUUGGUGGAUCAAUUGGCGAUACAUUUCCAUGGUUGGGUCACUUUAUAGACCAACUUAGUGGAUGGAAUGGUAAGCUAGAGAAAUGUUUUUCAUACAUUGAUGCUUAUAUUGAGAAUGUCAUCAGUGAUCAUCAUAAACAAACCAUUGGAGAACUAAGUGAUGAUAACAAGGAUUUUGUUCAUACUUUAAUCGAGUUAUGUUCCAACCAUAAUUCUUCUGGCUAUCAGCUCACCAAAGAAGACAUGAAAGCACUGAUCAUGGAUGUACUUACUGGAGGAAUUGAUACAACUGUAGUGACCUUGGUAUGGGCCAUGUCUGAGAUCAUUAGAAAUACUAGAGUGAUGCAUAAGUUGCAAAGUGAAAUUCGAGAUCAAAUGAAUGGAAGUAAAAAAGUAGAAGCACUCGAUAUGACAAAAAUGUCAUACUUGCAUAUGGUGAUUAAAGAGACAUUAAGAAUGCAUGAGCCAGCCCCAUUACUAAUACCACAUGAAAGCAUAAGCCAUUGUCAAAUUGGUGGUUAUGACGUCUUUCCAGGGACGAGUGCUUUGAUCAAUGCAUGGGGGAUAUCAAGAGAUCCGACAGUUUGGGGAGAAAACGCUGAUGAGUUCUAUCCAGAAAGGUUUGAGAAAUUUGAGGCUAGUGAUUUUGAGAUGGUCCCCUUUGGAGGAGGACGGAGAACCUGCCCUGCAAUCAACACAGCUCCGAUAAUUGUAGAGUUUGUGAUAGCAAACCUUCUUUUUUGGUUUGAUUGGGAACUUCCUAAUGGAGAAAAGAACGAAGAUUUGAACAUGGAAGAGAAGGGUACGUCGGUUCUACGUAAAAAGUUUCCACUUUGGCUUGUGUUAACCAAGAACAAUGAGAAGAUGACUAGUAUAUAAUUAAUUUACCUAUUUUUUAGAAUAAAAUGGUCACUCCUACUCUGUUAUCAAAGUGACCAUCAACCAAAGGAGCUCUAAUAUUCUUAUUUCUUAGUAUAUAUAUAUAUAUAUAGAAGCUUAUAGUGGUG